Messenger RNA from Schistocerca serialis cubense, 5619 nucleotides. RefSeq lists its product as uncharacterized. The transcript has 3 exons. Lineage: Eukaryota; Metazoa; Arthropoda; Insecta; Orthoptera; Acrididae. The coding region runs from base 1725 to 2219 and encodes 164 amino acids. The record is from RefSeq and is a predicted model, not a curated record.
CAAAGCUUGUGCUGAUGUUGGAGGAAGUUUUUCCUUGAUUGAUUUUUAAUCAUGAUAGAUAAGUAUGACUUCCAAACAAUGGAUGGUGUUAGGCAAUCUGUAACACCAAUCUGUAACUAUGCGGCCUGUCUCAUGAAGAGCCACAUCAACUUGAUUAGCACUUGCAGAGCUCCUCCAGACUAGAGCAGUGUACUCUGCAGCAGAGAAACAUAGAGCAACAGCCAAUGUGCAGAGUGCUCUGGACUGCACUCUCCACAUUGUGUUUGUCAGUUUUGCAGAUGAGAUUGUUCCUGGUGCAUACUUUCUGUCUGGUGUCUAUAUGAUGUUGUUUAUAAGUUAAAGCACAAUUCAAUUUUAACCCUAGGCAUCUCGGAUGAACACAGUGAUUUAUGUCCUUUCCAGGUGAUGUUCUUCUUGCCUCCUUAUUGUGUAGGUGGAAUACACACAUGAGUUUUAUCUGGAUUGGGUUUCAAGUGUUCGACCUAUGACCAGUCAAAACAUCUUAUACAGACUACCUAUGGGGCCACAUCCCAUAUAUGACUCUCGAGAAACACUGCGUUUGCAAACAAGAUGACACCUCACAAGACCACCUACAACAGUUUCUUGCCACUGCAUUCAUAAUUAUGGAGGAGACAUCUGAGGUUCUUAUCCUCAAACAAGUUACGAAAUACAAUCAGCAAGGUUGGAUGGAAUUCCUCUCUCCUCACGCCAUUCCAGAACUCCACACAAAUUUUUCCCUAAAAAACAGGAUUCAGAUGGUACAUGGAAUACUGAUGUUGAAACAGGGCAACAAUGACUGUCAUGUGUUUAUUCUGCUGCCACUACAUCAGCAGAACAUAAACCGCCUGCACACUGACCACUGAGGGAUGACACAGAUGAAGCUACUAGCAGGGUGUCCCUACUGGCUGGGCUGGGCUAUGUGCGGGGUGUCGAGAGGAUGCACAACCUAUGCAUCGACCCAGUCAGCACCCCUCAACAGUUCCACACCUCACCAAUGCCUCUGCACCCACUGGAGUGCAUCCGUAUGGACUUCACCAGUCCCUUCCUCAGAAAGAUGUGGCUCAUCAUCACAGACUUAUUUUCCAAGUUUCCUUUGGUAGUUUGAAUGUCAGAUACCACAGCAAGGGGAAAAAUGCACCUUGCAGAAAUUAUUUACCAUUGAAGGGGCCCCCAGAAACAAUCAUUGCAGACAAUGACACACAAUUUUCACCUAGUAUGUUGCAGGAUUUCUGCUCUCAGAACACCAUCGUGGCCCUCAGAGCCAGAUCAAUGUAAAUUCUGAUGCCUGGCAGACUCUCGUCCCCAGGUUUGGGACAGUUGGAGCUGCUCCCUCAUGGAAAGGAACACACGUCCACCUGUAGCACCACUGACUUUCAGUAUGGACCAAAACAACAGUUGCAGCUAAUUUCAGCAUCAGCACCAUGGCACACACCAGACGGCAAGACAGACAGCAAACCUUCAGGUGACCUGCACACCUGCACCUCCCCUCAACCAGUACGACAAGCAUACUGCUGAUGGACAGUUUCAGCCUAUGUGGGGAUUAAAGGGGAGAGGGAUGCUAUGUCACCUCACCCGACACAAGGUUGGUAUCCUGUUAUGUCUGCUAUUAAUGACUCCUCCGGCAGCCGGUAAGGGGUGCCAGCAUGCCAUCACCUGGAUUUUGUUGCUAAUGUCAAGUCAGAGAUAAAAUCCAGCCACCAGGCUGCUGUAAGACACUUUGAACCAUGCUCUGUAAAGUCUCUAUCCCACUUAAACUGUAUAUUUGUGACCUGGCUGUUUUCUGUAUUUCAACUCGACUACGUUUUGGAUUAUUGUUCUACAGAUUAUUGGUGGAUUUACUUUACCCUGGAAAAUCGAGGUUAUUCUCUUGGUGGGAUCUACAAUCUGCAACAAUCCAGCUUGGACUCGAAUUGGGAACUAUCAAGUGGUUAGAGUGUACAUCUAUUUUCUGUGUAUUAGAUAGUGUGUUGCUGUAUAUCUGGUGUGAUACAGAUAGCGGAGUUUUCCUAGCUAACCCUAGCACCAUCACCUCCACAAUCCGCCACUUGACCCCAUCUGCAACAUUGGCCUUACUCACACUGGAUUGCUAUAGAAUGUUAUCAGAAGUACUUGUGGACCUUGUGUGGCAACUGGUACCAGCACAGUCGACCUCCACGCAGCAUGGCUUCGCAACCAAAGCAUGCAGUUUCGUCGAACAGUGGGAUGGUCAUGAGAGGUAAAUUUUGGGAGUUACUGAAUUAAAGCUGUGGUAACAGUUCUCACGACUCCAGAGAGUACUUCACCACUAUCGGUAAGCUGCAUUCGAAACCCUCACAGUACAGCAGCUGUAUGCGUCAGCAGUACAAACUAUACUGAGGACUGCCAGGGGCCGCAGCUGCCAACCCAUAGGCAUCGUGUGUGGAUAGCGAGUCAGUCCCUUGUCAAAUUCUGAAGCACUGAGCUAUGGCGGAUUGUUCUCUUUAGUGCAUCGAAUUGUGUAUAGUCUCCAGUUACCGCUAAGUCUAUAAGCUGCAGUGUUCAUCCAUCAUCUUCGAGACUUUGGCUCCAUAGGCAUCGUGGGCCAGCUCUGGACUCUACAUAGGCAUCACUCAGAGGCACAGUGACAGGACUUUAAUAUUUUAGAGAACUUGAAAUAUAAUUUCAAAUGUCUGAUUAUUCUGGACAUUUCACAAGAAGCAUCGUUUAAGUUAAGUAUUUCUUCAUAUUUAAUAAGUAUCAUUUUAUUACUAGUUGUUGGGAGUCUUUCUGAUUGAAGGUAACCUACACCGUCAUUCCCAACGCAGGCAGCUCCAUUGCAGCUGUGCAAGGCAGGCAGUCAGGCAUAGAUGCAUAGAAGUAGUGUAAUGGCACAACAUGGGUGCUUCUAUUCACUAUAAAUACAGUCUGUUUUUAGCACAGUUACGUGCUGUUUGGCAGCAGCUCCUCGACAUCGGGUCCAUGCUAGUUCACAGUAUGCCUCGGGCCAGCCAUCAGCUGACGCCAGUCAGUCAGUCAGAGCAUCCAGCUCAAUCAGACCAGCUUACAUUUCUAAGUCCACCUUAUGGACUUCAGUGACACAAUGAGGGUAAUCCUCCAGGUGCCACAGCAGCACCAGACUUCUGCCUCGAAGGGCAGCAGUUCACAGCAAGGGCAGUACUGCUGCCACCUCUUUGCGCCAGGGUAAGUUUAUAACCCAGCAGCCGUGGCCACCUGUGGGAAUUUAGUGGACGUAUGUGUCACUGACACAUAGGGCUGCAUAAUGCUACCUCAGGCACGCACCAGUGAAUGAGGUAAACACCAUCAGCAAAGCGAGACACGGAUGUCAAAUGCCCACCCCACCUCCACAACCUUCCGACAUCAUCAGCAUCACCUGUGGACUGCACGCCUGCAGGGGCAUUGCGACACUCCAACACCAUAAUUCUAGACGAAUAAAGUACGUUGUAUCUUGCAGCAAAAUUUUCCUAGCAACUCCUGGCCAUCACCACUGCCUCCACAACCCCCACCAUCUCUACACCACAGCGGCCUCACUCAUGCCAGGUCACUAAGUAUCAAUUGGAAAAAGUCAUAUUAGCAAAAGUUAAAUAUUUGGAUGAAACAAGAAUGACAUCCUGUAAGGCUUAUCAAGCCUUGUGCUGGCACAGAAAGGAGGACAUUAUGUACAGUUAUUAAGAUUUUUGCCCUCUGCCUGAUGAAAAGAUCAUGGCAGACAGUAAUUUGAAAAAAAAAAAUAAUAAUAAUAAUAAAAAAAAAAAUUUUAAAAAAAUGGAUCCAUUCAGCACUGAUCCAGUUGACUAACAUGUAAUGUGGAUAAAUGAAUUGUGGGAAUGAGUUCCACCUGUUCAUGUAAACAUGUGUGUAAUGGUAAGGAUAACAAAAACAAACUGUAAGUACUGACAAAAUAUUGCCCGGAAAUAUUUUUGCACGAGUAAUGUGAUGUGGAAAGAAAAAGUUACUCUGUUAGCUUACCGACUGCCUUCACAAUAGUGUCAUAUUGUUGCAAUGUCAAAUUGUCUGGCCAGUGAAUGGGUGUCCUACAAAGCUUAACCGAACACAAAUCGGUGUAAAAGAUUAUAAUCGAUACAAAAUAUUUUUAGACCAAAUUUUUUGAGAAUGCAACAAAAUGAGACCUGCCGAUGAUGGCACAAAUGUGUCAAAACGUUUUGGGGCAAGAAAAUUAACGUGUGUGCUUUACCUAUAGAUACUGGACUUCCUUGUAGAGCACAAAAGGAAUCAGUAUGUCAAUUGUAAACAGAGAAAUGAACUUCCAUUUUUGUGAAGAGUAUAUUAUAAUCGUCAUCAAAAUCUGUUCUACGAUUUUAAAAUUGUUAUUUUUAAUUUUGACUGGAUUAUAUACAAUUUCCUUCAUUCCUCACACAUUCGAAAGAGAUUCUUGUCUUCUAAAAUGUACCGUAUGAAAUGCCACUCGUACUUUAUCAUUUGUCGGUACGUCUGUAGGUGACAAUCGCCGUACUAUCUCCGUGGAGCCCUCUGCGUAUAGUGUAUAAUAAUGUCAGUACGCCAGUGGCUGCAACGAGUACAGGCCAUAGCUGUGUUACGUUCUAUUGCCUUUAAUGCAUAGCAAAUGUCAAUCGUCUUCUUGGUCUCGAACUAGGUGUUGCAAAUUUCUGGUUCCAUUAUUAACAUUUGUCUUUUCCAGUAUAUGUUUCCAUUAUUGUUGCCUAUUUUCAGUAUUAUCAGCCUGUGUUUCAAUAUGUAUUUAGUUACUUAAUAGGCAUGACCGUGUUAGAGGUGAGGUGCUCCACCUUCCACCUCCCUCUGAACUGAUUACCCAACCAGUUACAGGAAGACCUACACAGGCUCUGAGAGAACUGAGCAACAUUUCAUAUUUCACAUUGCCAAAAGUGGAAGAAGCAGCAAGUAUAUUGUAGGAUUGAAUGGCUUGAAACCAAAUCAUUUGCAUUUGUGUUCUAACAGUUAUCCACUGAGCUGUACUUAUUUAUUAGCACUUUGGGGUACAAGUUCCUUUAUGUUUAUUAUAAUACAACUCCACUGUGCAUGCUGUUGUUGUUAGGUGCAGAAUGGGUACAUUACAAUUUCUGUAGAGUGACGAGAUGCCGCGAUUGCUGUCUGGCAACUACGAGCUGCCGGAAGUGAGUGUUAUGGGAAUCGCCCAGAAAAACGUACCCGAGGUACCUGACGUACAUAAAAUACUAGCAUCUUCGACAGACACAGCUUUGUAAGAUGAAAUUGGCCUGCCGACUGCCCAUUUAUUUAAUUGAGGGCAGCAUUUCGACAGUGCGAUACCAGUCGCACCUCCAAAUACGCGUGCCGCCAGUUACAGCUCCGUGUUUCCUACGACUGCCACUACAGCUUGUGGGCCGUGCCACGAACAAUUGUGCCAUUGUCGGUGAGAUGUAAGCGUCCCCUCUCUGGAGCUUUGGCGGCGAGUGUACUCGAGUUCAAGCAUUCGUUCACUCGGCCCCAUUUUGUGUGUUUGCCAGUCGAAUAACGUUUGUGGACUUUCGUAGUGGCCGGGGUUUGCGAUCUGCUAAGUAGUUAUUGUAUUGGAGACUGACCGACUCAUAAAUCUGUGUUAUCUGUACGUGUUCCAACAUUCAGUGCUACUGUUAGCAGCUGACUGCAACUACGGCAACAAAUUUUUGUAUUAUUUUUACUAUU